AUGUUCUCUAAGUGUGCUGUGGUGGCUAAUGUAUAUUUCUUGUUCGGUAACACCUUGCUGCUAGAAAUCUCAUCACAUGGAAAUGAGAUGAUUCAAGGUUAUAACCUUAAUGGGUAUGGCUUGGUGGCAUUACAACUUUUCCAUAGUGUGGUUGAGUUGGGCAUUGAAGCAGAUGAAUUCACAUAUGUAAAUGUCCUGGAUCCUUGUCAAGGAAUUCAAGAUCAGAAAAGUGGUGAACAGAUCCAUGACCAAGUCAUCAAAAAUCAGGACUCUGGAGUUGGUGUCUUGGGGGCUUUUAUUUCAAGACAAGGCUUUCACAAUGAAGCCCUUUCACUUCUAAAUAGCUCGAGAGAAACAGGUGAGAAGCCUGAUGAGUUCAGCUUAGGCAGUGCCAUGAAUGCAUGUACUAAUGUUGCUCUGAUUGACCAAAGUAAAUGUAUCCAUUCACAUGUAAUCGAUACAGGAUAUGAAAAGCAUUUCAGUGUAGCAAGUGCUGUUAAAGAUGGCAGUGCUAACGGUGGAGAAAGCAGUAGCUCUAAGCAGGCUUUUGAUAGUGUUUCAAGAGAUGAUGAUGCCAGUUCUCUUUAA
Elaeis guineensis (African oil palm) is the source of this 588-nucleotide messenger RNA. Its product is annotated as pentatricopeptide repeat-containing protein At2g34400-like. The record is from RefSeq and is a predicted model, not a curated record. Gene Ontology annotation, biological process: RNA modification. Gene Ontology annotation, molecular function: protein binding; RNA binding. Lineage: Eukaryota; Viridiplantae; Streptophyta; Magnoliopsida; Arecales; Arecaceae.